Protobothrops mucrosquamatus (brown spotted pit viper) is the source of this 267-nucleotide messenger RNA. RefSeq names its product nuclear valosin-containing protein-like. The transcript is spliced from 4 exons. The annotation marks the transcript as partial. The record is from RefSeq and is a predicted model, not a curated record. Lineage: Eukaryota; Metazoa; Chordata; Lepidosauria; Squamata; Viperidae.
UAUCUAAACAGUAAUAAAUGUGGCCAGUACGUUAACACUGAAAUUCUAGCAGCAGAACUACGGAAAAUAUAUAGUGCUGAUUAUGGACGAAGAAAAAGAAAUGCCUUUAGAAUACAGGUUGAGAAAGUUAUUGGGAUAAUCAAAGAUGAGAUAAAAUCUACAGAUUUAGCCAUUCUAGAAGAUGAAUAUUUAACAAAGAAGACAAAAAGGGAUGAAAAUGAUUCAGAGACCAGCAUGGAUACUUCUGAUACCGAUACUGAACAUCCU